Adineta steineri is the source of this 1368-nucleotide messenger RNA. NCBI's taxonomy places the organism in Eukaryota, Metazoa, Rotifera, Eurotatoria, Adinetida, Adinetidae. The record is from the annotation of a GenBank genome assembly.
AUGCAGAGUAGUAGCAGUGAUGGCGAUCUACUCGAUUGGUAUCCAUCACAAGUUAAAGGACCAGUUGAUGAUGAAGUACAAGAAGCUGAUUUAAUAUCAACAAUUGAAUUUAAUGAAGAUGGUGAAUUACUUGCCGUCGGUGAUAAAGGUGGCAGAAUUGUUGUAUUUCAACGUGAGCAACAAACAAAAACAUCACCACGUCGUCAUGAAUACAAUGUUUAUAUAACAUUUCAUUCCCAUGAACCUGAAUUUGAUUAUUUAAAAAGUUUGGAAAUUGAAGAAAAAAUAAAUCAGAUACGUUGGCUUAAACGAAAAAAUGCUGCACAUUUUCUUCUAUCAACAAAUGAUAAAACUGUUAAAUUAUGGAAAAUUUCCGAAAAGACAAAACGAGCUGAAGGAUAUAAUUUACGUGAUGAUAAUGGAAUUACUCGUUCAGCUGAUACUCUAACUAAUUUACGUAUACCAGUGAUUAGACCUAUGGAAUUAAUGGUUGAAGCAACACCUAAACGUGUUUUUGGUAAUGCACAUACAUACCAUAUCAAUUCAAUAUCACUAAAUAGUGAUCAAGAAACAUUCUUAUCUGCUGAUGAUCUACGUAUUAAUUUAUGGCAUACAGAAGUGACAGAUCAAAGUUUUAAUAUUGUUGAUAUAAAACCACCUAAUAUGGAAGAUCUUACUGAAGUGAUUACUGGUGCGGAAUUCCAUCCACGUGAAUGUAAUCUUUUUGUAUACAGUAGUUCCCGCGGUAUAAUACGUCUUUGCGAUAUGCGACAAUCAGCACUUUGUGAUCGACACUGCAAAGUUUUUGAAGAACCUGAAGAUCCAACAACUCGCAGUUUCUUUUCAGAAAUUAUUUCAUCAAUAAGUGAUAUUAAAUUUAGUCAUUCAGGCAGAUAUAUGCUUACACGAGAUUUUCUCAAUCUUAAAGUAUGGGAUUUACAAAUGGAUAAUAAACCUGUUGAAACAUAUCCUAUACAUGAAUAUCUUCGCACUAAAUUAUGUGUCUUAUAUGAAAAUGAUUGUAUUUUUGAUAAAUUUGAAUGUUGUUGGUCACCACGUGAUGAUCAUUUACUCACCGGUUCUUAUCAUAAUUUAUUUAAAGUCACAUCACGUUUAUCAAAAAAAGAUGCAAUAUUUGAAUCAUCACGUGAACAAGCUAUACGUCCACGACAAUUAUUAAAAUCUAAAAAGGUGCUUCAAUCAGCUCGUCGUAAUCGUCGGGAUGAAAUAAAUCCUGAUAGUUUAGAAUUUUCAAAAAAAAUUCUCCAUUGUGCAUAUCAUCCAACAGACGAUAUUAUUGCUAUUGCAACAGCACAUAAUCUUUUUACAUAUACUGCUAAAGAUUCAUCAUCAUCAUUAUCAUCUUAG